GGUUAUCGCUAGUGGCGCCAAAGAUUUGAAAAACCGGUAAUUCAACCAUGUCCUCAACCACCCUCUUCACCAUUCCACCAUCGCCCGCGACCGGUUCUCCUCCCACUACCUCCACCACUCAUCAUCUUAUUUCUACAAACAGACUCGCAGUAUUGAUAGACAAAUCCAAGACCAUCAGCCACCUUCUCCAAAUCCACGCAGUUCUUUUCCGCCACGGUCUCGACCACCACCCCAUCUUAAAUUUCAAGCUCCAGCGUUCCUAUGCUUCUCUCGGCCGCCUCGACUACUCCGUUGCUCUCUUCGGCCGUACCCAAAACCCCAGUGUCUUCUUCUGGACCGCCAUUAUUCAUGGCCACGCGCUGCGUGGUCUCCAUGAGCAAGCGCUUAAUUUCUAUGCUCAGAUGCUAACCCAAGGCGUUGAACCCAAUGCCUUCACCUUUUCCUCUAUCCUGAAAUUAUGCCCGAUCGAGCCCGGAAAAGCGUUGCAUUCCCAAGCGGUCAAGUUGGGGUUCGAUUCGGAUUUGUAUGUGAGAACUGGUCUGUUGGAUGUUUACGCGAGAGGCGGGGAUGUGGUGUCCGCACAACAACUGUUUGAUACUAUGCCUGAAAAGAGUUUGGUUUCUUUGACUGCUAUGCUUACUUGCUAUGCAAAGCAUGGUGAGCUUGAUGCGGCACGGGUGCUAUUUGAUGGAAUGGAGGAGAGGGAUGGCGUGUGUUGGAAUGUGAUGAUCGAUGGUUAUACUCAAAAUGGGAUGCCAAAUGAGGCAUUGGUGCUAUUCAGACGAAUGUUGAAGGCAAAAGCGAAGCCUAAUGAAGUGACAGUGCUGUCUGUGCUCUCUGCAUGUGGGCAGCUUGGGGCACUGGAAUCUGGCAGAUGGGUCCAUUCUUACAUUGAGAACAAUGGUAUUCGGUUCAAUGUUCAUGUCGGGACGGCUUUGGUUGAUAUGUACAGUAAAUGUGGUAGUCUGGAAGAUGCUCGCGUGGUUUUUGAUAAGAUUGAUGACAAAGAUGUUGUUGCUUGGAAUUCAAUGAUUGUGGGAUACGCAAUGCACGGAUUCAGCCAAGAAGCUUUGCAGCUUUUCAAAUCAAUGUGUAGGAUGGGUUUGCACCCUACUAAUAUAACUUUCAUUGGCAUUUUGAGUGCCUGUGCCCAUUCAGGAUGGGUAACAGAAGGAUGGAACAUUUUUAACAAAAUGAAAGAUGAAUAUGGGAUUGAACCAAAGAUUGAACAUUAUGGAUGUAUGGUAAAUCUACUCGGCCGUGCUGGGCAUGUGGAACAGGCAUAUGAGCUUGUCAAGAACAUGAACAUUGAGCCAGAUCCUGUCUUAUGGGGAACUUUGCUUGGGGCCUGCAGGCUCCAUGUUGGAAACUGGGAUGGGGUUGCAAGGUUGAGGACCAUGAUGAAAGACGGUGGGGUAAAGAAGGAGCCAGGCUGUAGCUCCAUUGAAUUGAAUAAUAAGGUACAUGAGUUCCUUGCUGGAGGGUUGAAUCACCCAAAGAGAAAAGAAAUCUACAUGAUGUUGGAGGAGAUAAAUGGGUGGCUCAAGUCUCAUGGGUACACCCCUCAGACUGAUAUCGUAUUGCAUGACAUUGGAGAGACAGAAAAAGAGAGAUCCCUUGAAGUUCAUAGUGAGAAGCUUGCUAUUGCUUUUGGGCUCAUCAAUACUCAACCAGGAACCACGAUCAAGAUAGUAAAGAACCUCCGAGUUUGUGCUGAUUGUCAUGAAGUGACCAAGUUGAUCUCAAAGAUCACAGGGCGUAAGAUUGUUGUGAGGGACCGAAACCGGUUCCACCACUUUGUGAACGGCUCAUGUUCUUGCGGGGACUAUUGGUGAACUUGAUUCCAUUUGAUAUGAGUUGUAAGAAACAGCUCCUGUUCAGAAGAAUGCCUCUGCCGGCAUUGUUAGGCAUUCUUCAACUGCUAGAGAUUUUAAUUCAUUAUAGUUAUCAUGUGUGCCACAACAUUUCCUGAAAUUCAAACCUAGUUAACUAGGUCUACAUGACGAAAAUCUGUUACAA
Messenger RNA from Vitis riparia (riverbank grape), 2019 nucleotides. RefSeq names its product pentatricopeptide repeat-containing protein ELI1, chloroplastic. Gene Ontology annotation, molecular function: RNA binding; zinc ion binding; protein binding. Gene Ontology annotation, biological process: RNA modification. Lineage: Eukaryota; Viridiplantae; Streptophyta; Magnoliopsida; Vitales; Vitaceae. The record is from RefSeq and is a predicted model, not a curated record. The coding region runs from base 48 to 1835 and encodes 595 amino acids. The transcript has 2 exons.